UCCUCCUGCUGCACCAGGCAGGAAGGGAAAGGCAGGGACAGGCUUGCCCAAGUGCAGCUGUUGCACCCAGGAGAAAGCAGCCAGCAUUCAGAGCGCCUGACAGGAGAGUGGGUGCUGUGCACUGAACAAUGUGCCCAGGGUCUGCCAUUCACACCCUGUUGCUUCCUGGCCUCCCCGCAGAGACCCACCACCACAGCUUCUAGAGACAGGCAGAGCUCUGACUGUCCUGAGGAGGGGAAGAUGGAUGAGGAAACAACAGGCGACUCUGAGACCUUGCUGGAAAGGCCAGGGCCGGCUGAGCUGAGGAAACCGGUGCUCUUCAGAACUUACAGGCGGCGAUGGUUCCUGCUGGUGGUGAUCUGCCUGCUGAACUGCUCCAAUGCCAUGCUAUGGCUGACGUUUGCUCCAGUGGCUGACAAAACAGCAGCCUACUUCCACAUCUCCAUGGAUACGAUUAACUGGCUGUCCCUGGUGUACCUUCUCAUAUCUAUCCCGUUUGGACUGGUGGCCACCUGGAUUCUCGACACCGUGGGACUCAAGUGUGCUGUGAUACUUAGUGCCUGGCUGAACAUGGUUGGGAGCGUCAUCCGGACUUUCAGCGUCAUCAGCUUCCUGAGUUUGGGAUCCCUGACCUACACGUACCUGUUCAUAGGACAGUGCCUCUGUGCUCUGGCUCAGCCACUUGUCAUUUUUUCUCCCACAAAACUAGCAGCCCUGUGGUUCCCAGACCACCAGAGAGCUACAGCAAACAUGAUCUCUUCAAUGUCUAAUCCCUUGGGAAUUCUUAUCGCUAACUUGCUGUCCCCUACACUUGUGUCUGAAGAAAAAGAUAUACCACGGAUGCUUGGACUGUACACCAUCCCUGCAGUUACAGCCUGCAUCCUAGCCACAGUUGGUGUUCACGACAAGGUCCCUCCAACUCCACCAUCAGCAAGCGCCACUCAUUCUACCUCGCAGCCAUUUUUCAAAGGCUUGAAAAUGCUUCUGAGAAAUAAACCAUACGUCAUCCUGAUGGUCUGUUUUGGAGCAGGGAUUGGGAUGUUCACCUGCUUUUCGGCUCUUCUGGAACAGAUCCUGUGUGUAAGGGGAUAUUCAAAUUUCUUUGCAGGCCUGAAUGGUGCGUUGUUCACGGUGUUUGGGUUACUUGGCGCUUUCCUUCUGGGACUGUACGUCGACAAGACCAGAAAAUUUAUAGAAUCCACCAAGGUCUGUUUCUGCCUGACUGCGCUAGCCAGCAUCGCAUUUGCAGUCAUGUCUCGGUUCAGGAACCAGGCCUUUCCACUAGCUCUGAUCAGCUCGCUGUUUGGGUUCUUUGGAUUUUCUAUCUACCCUGUUGCUAUGGAGCUAGCGGUAGAAUGCUCCUACCCGGUGGGAGAGGGAACAUCCACAGGCCUCAUUUUUGUUUCAAGUCAGAUCCAAGGAGUGAUCUUAAUGCUGCUAUUGCAAGCCCUCACGGUGCAGAUUUCCUCAGCUCCAUUCUCCACCUGUGACAUUGAGGAAGGUGGAGCAUUAGACUGGACAGUUCCCACACUGGUGAUGGCUGGAGCAUGCAGUGUUGUAGCCUGCUUCUAUGUCAUCUUCUUCCACACCGACUACAAGAGACUCCGUGCCGAAGCAUCGAAUGCCGCCUCAAUCAACAAAAUUGGAACUGAAGCAACAGCUCCUGAACCCUAAAAUGUCUUAUUUACAACUGUACACUAGCACGCUGGGGAAAACGGACUAAUCUCUGUGGGAAAAGGCCCGUCACACCUGUGCGUUCAGCUCACACGCUGGGGCCCUGAGCCUGGUAUGGAUCUUAUAGGUGCUAGCACAAUACAAGUGCUACUCCAAGUUUGAUGACAGAGGGGCUGGAACGUCGUCUGGUCUUGCGGUUCUCCACCAGAGCCCGAGCUGGACUUUUAGGACAAGAUUCAAGGGAGAGGUAUUUGUGCUAUUUGGAUCUUGCUAAAGUGAUUAAAAGAACCAAAGACAGAUUGGACAUCUACAGAGAUAAGAAUAUUCAGUUGCAACAGUAAUGCUGAAGUAUUGCAAUGGAGAUAAACCUCAUGUUUCAGGA
Malaclemys terrapin pileata is the source of this 2056-nucleotide messenger RNA. RefSeq names its product solute carrier family 49 member 3 (gene SLC49A3). Gene Ontology annotation, cellular component: membrane. Gene Ontology annotation, biological process: transmembrane transport. The transcript is spliced from 10 exons. NCBI's taxonomy places the organism in Eukaryota, Metazoa, Chordata, Testudines, Emydidae. Gene Ontology annotation, molecular function: transmembrane transporter activity. Bases 241 to 1674 code for a protein of 477 amino acids. The record is from RefSeq and is a predicted model, not a curated record.